Molecule: messenger RNA, 1326 nt
Organism: Plasmodium coatneyi
Lineage: Eukaryota; Apicomplexa; Aconoidasida; Haemosporida; Plasmodiidae
Product: SICA antigen
Exons: 4
Coding region: 1-1326 (441 amino acids)
Source: RefSeq, a predicted model, not a curated record
AUGGAAGCACUAUGUACUGCGGACAAGGAUACAUCCGGAAUAAAUAUGGAGCCGUACAAGGACUUCUGUAAAAUUAUGAUGAGGAAUAUACUAAUGGUAACAGAUAAGAAAAAUCAAUAUGAAAAUGGAGGAAGAAAUUGUCAGAGAACAGUGCAGGACAUUACCCUAUGUGAACUAUUAAGAGUAUGGAUGUAUUAUAUGGCUAUCUUCUGUAUACCGGAAGCAGUUAUACAAUAUGUCCUGAGUGUUGUGAAAGUAGUAAGGAAAAUAUUAAAUAAGAGUCAGAAGUAUGCGGAAUGUGCAUAUGAAGCUGCACUAAGAAUUGCGUAUACGGGAAAGACUUAUAACUUAGAUGACCCGUACUACGAGCUAUUUGACACAUAUAUGUUGUUUUUUAAAAUAAUGAAUGAAGCAACUAGCAAGGAAUGGUGUGUCAAUAGGGAUAAAUGGCAACAAAGGAGAGAGGCGCCACCAGGUGCAGACCCUGCACGCACAGAAACAGAAGUGGAUGAUAAAAUAAAGAAUGGUAAUAAGGAAUUUGAAGACUUGAAGGAAAUUAUUUUGAAAGUUAAAGAUAGAGUAGAGGAAAAGAAAAAGAAACCAGAAACGGAAUCAGCGUCCACCCAACCUCAACCUCCACCCCAAGCACCAGCAGCGGCACCACCUGAAGAGGAAGAAACUUCUCAAGACAAAACGCAAGAAGGGGAAAAAAAGCCUGAACAAACGACCUCAGAUGCAGAGACCCCUGAGGGAGAGCAAGAAGUUCAGGAAGAGGAAGAAGAUCCAGUCUUUCUAUUUAUUCAUUCCCUACAGCAGCAGAAGACACUGAAACCAAAGAUGAAGCAGCUGCUGAAAACACAGAAAGAGCACCAGCUGCACCUCUACCUCCUGCUGUAUUUUGCCUUUCUUGGUAAGAGAAGAAAACGUUACAGAAGAGCUCAUCAAGUACGUGGUCCUCCAACUUUGGAAGAACAACCUCUUGAUCAUGUGGACCAAGAUGAUGGUUCACAUGAAUACACCUUAAUAAAGGAACGAAAACCUCCUUCUAUUCCUAUAAAAAGGAUGAAAAAACAAGGCCUUGGUCGCCGUCCUGGUCGUCGUCGUGGUGUUCGUCGCCGCAUGAUUAUUGAUAUUCAUUUAGAAGUCUUAGACGAAUGUCAAAGGGAGUAUUUGCAUUCGAAGAAGGAAGACUUUUUUGAAAUUUUGGUGCAAGAAUUUAUGGGAUGCGAAUUUAUAAAGGAGGAACGUGUUCCUAUGGUUGAUGUCCCUAAGGAGCAGGUUCAAUGUUCGGAUUCGGGGUUUAGGGAAGAAUGGCUUUGUUCCUAA